UUGGGUGACGUCACUUAUAUCCUUCUCGCUAACCUCGUGUAAGAUGGCAGACACAAAGUUAUACGAAAUUUUAGGCGUCAGUAAAAACGCUUCCGAUAAUGAAAUCAAAAAGGCUUACUACAAACUGGCAAAGGAAUUUCACCCUGACAAAAACCCAGAAUCUGGUGAAAAGUUUAAGGAAAUAAGUUUUGCAUACGAGGUACUAUCUAACCAAGAGAAGAGAGAGACGUAUGACAGAUUCGGUCUUCAGGGUUUGAAGGAAGGUGCAUCUGCAGGGGGUGGCUUUGGAGGCGGCCUCUUCGAUGACCUGUUUGGAAAUUUCUUUGGCUUCCCUGGUAUGGGAGGUGGUGGCGGCGGUGGAGGAAGGAACCGCAGGAGGCGUGGGGAAGAUACCUUCCACCCUCUCAAAGUGUCUUUAGAAGACUUGUACAAUGGUAAAACUGCCAAACUUCAACUUAGCAAAACUGUGAUUUGUGGAAAAUGCAAUGGCAUGGGGGGUAAGCAGGGAGCAACAGUAAAAUGCCGUAACUGCCAGGGCCGGGGCGUCAAGAUCACACUGCGUCAGCUGGGCCCGGGGAUGGUGCAGCAGAUGCAGUCUAUAUGUAAUGAGUGUCAUGGUGAAGGUGAGACAAUAAGUGACAAGGAUAGGUGCAAGUCUUGCAAGGGGAAGAAAGUAACGAAUGAGACAAAGAUUUUGGAAGUACAUGUGGACAAAGGAAUGAAAGAUGGCCAGAAGAUUCCAUUCAGAGGAGAAGGAGAUCAGCAGCCUGACAUGGAGCCAGGUGAUGUGAUUAUCGUCCUCCAGAUGAAGGAGCACUCUGUGUUUUCCCGAGAUGGUGUUGACCUGUACUGCACUCACACUAUAGGGCUUACAGAGGCUCUGUGUGGCUUCCACUUCUCCCUCAAACAUCUAGAUGGCCGGGAGCUGGUCAUCAAGAACCCUCCAGGAGAUGUCAUUCACCCAGGCAUGAUAAAGACAGUGCUCAGUGAGGGCAUGCCAAUCUACAGAAGCCCCUUCGAGAAAGGAAACUUGUACAUAAAAUUUGACAUCACUUUCCCGAAGCAGAACUUCACAACAGAGGCAAAACUUAAGGAAUUGGAGACAUUGCUUCCAGUUCGUGAAAAAGUUGACAUCCCUAUCGGUGACCAUGUUGAGGAUGUUGAUCUCGUCAACUUCGAAGAUACACGAGGUAGUGAUGGCCGUCGAGGCGAGGCGUAUGAUGAGGACGAUGAUGAAGAUCACCAUGGGCCAAGAGUACAAUGUGCUCAUCAGUAGUAACUUAUUACCUUCACAUUUUAUGAGAAGACAUUUUUUACUCUUGGAUAUUUAACUGCAGAGGAUGUCGAUCUGAACUCAGCAAGGUCAAAGCAAGAACGAUAUUGGAAUCAGACCUUUCAACUAUAUUGGUACGAAUCUUCCCACGUCUUAACGUGGAGGCGUUUGAUAGGUUUAACCAAUAACUGUAGAGUUGCUGCAACUGUGACAUGCCUUUUUAAACCUAAUUGGACAUAAGUCAAGAUUACCCAUAACUAAUUCAAUGCCUGCUGCUCUUGAAGAAGCAACGUGUUAGAGGACAGUGAAGAGGAUGAGUUUGGUAGAUGUUUUCCAGCUGUCGCAACUCUGUAUACCCAUCUAGCUGAGUUUUUCCAAGUUGAAAAGAACGUUCAUGUUUGAUACAUGUCAACAUGGAUAUCGCCCAAUGCAACAAGAGAUAUGUCUGUAAUUUAACAAGGAUGAACACUUUAUCACUGACAAACUUGUCACAGAGGACCGUCACAGUUUGAAGUGUACAUGGAAUAACUACUAUUUUAAAACGUUCAAAGAAAGAUUGAUGGUCCUGUUUAUGGGGCUUGAAUAUUUGCACAAACUGUGAAUUUGUUUUUCAUGUUUUAUGAUGAGAGUGUUGUACCAUGAGAUGGAUGGAUGGUAAAUAUCUGAGGCCUGUUACACAAAGUGAUCGUAGCGCUACAACUGUCGUAAGUAUAUGUUAAAGUAUGCUAGUUACAAUCAUCUUAGCGCUACGAUCACUUUGUGAAAUGGGGCCCUGCUCUGUAUUCUCUACCUGGCUUUCAGUUCACAAUGUUUGUGAUGCAUUUAAUCAUAGUAACGUGUCCAGUAUCAAUGUGCAGGCUUAUGUCCCUCAUUUCAAGUAUCGCCAGCAUUACAACAUCUGUCCAAGGGAAGGACAUGCAUAUGGAUACAGCAGACCUUACCUGUGGAUGUUAAGUGUUUGUACAACUGGUACUUGUAGGUUUGUGUCCUUUAAUCUAUCCAUGUAUAUACUGAUCAGUAUGUUGUAGAGUUCUGUGAAAGCAAAUUAUACAAGCAAAGAAAUCUAAAUGUUUAUAAUUUGUGAAUUGAUGUUGAAAAUAUGAAUUAACAAAUUCCAAGAUUACAGUCCUAUUUAAGACAUUUGUGCUUGUGGUUUUUUAGUUGAAUAUAAAGAAAUAAAUGAGAAUAUUAAUCUUGA
Messenger RNA from Haliotis rubra (blacklip abalone), 2471 nucleotides. RefSeq names its product dnaJ homolog subfamily A member 2-like. The transcript has 10 exons. The record is from RefSeq and is a predicted model, not a curated record. Gene Ontology annotation, biological process: protein refolding; response to heat. Gene Ontology annotation, molecular function: Hsp70 protein binding; ATP binding. Gene Ontology annotation, cellular component: cytoplasm; cytosol. The coding region runs from base 44 to 1276 and encodes 410 amino acids. Lineage: Eukaryota; Metazoa; Mollusca; Gastropoda; Lepetellida; Haliotidae.